AUGAUAGAUGUCAAUGCAAGCGACAGGGAGAGCAAGGAUAGGAAGCGGAACAAACGAGGUGGAAUUGAUUGGAAGCGAUUGGCACAUCACAAGCCUCACUCCAACAGCAACAAUAACAAUGACAACAUAGAGUUGACAAUGUUUAAAGAUGUGAACUCAUCAUCUUCAUCUUCAACAUCAACCACAUCAUCCAAUGACACAUCCAUCAACAAUAACAAUAGUAAUAAUAAUAAUAGCAGAUACUAUAUACAUCCACACCUGUCACCAUUCCAAGAACCUAAUGGUGCCAAUAUCACAACGUCGUCAUCAUCGACUGGUAUGAUGACUGGCGAGUUCUACCUGUAUCCCAACACAUUGUCAAUGUCAUCCUCCACAUCAGUCUCAUCCACACAGCGCAAUAUAUACCAAUACAGCAGCAGUAACAGUGAGGAUGACUAUGACGAUGAUGAAGAUGACGAUGACUACAUGGACAACUAUCUCCAUAUCCAUCACCAUCCCAAUCACACUCACACUCACAAGACCAACCCUAACUCCAUGGAGAUUGACUCAUGUUACUCGGGUGAUCCACUCGUGUCCGAGGUGCUCAAGGAUGAGCGCGAGGCGAUAAGUUUCAUGGAGCGACGCGCCAUUGAAUUGGAGAACGUGGAGAUGACCAUCUCGACGCUGAGCGAGACGAGGGAAGCCAUCCGCAAGGACAUCAGACUCAAGCGUGGGUUCCUCAAACUCAUCCAGCGCAAGAAGUUUGAGCACAUCAAGACCAUCACCAACAGCUACAACAACAUUGCCACGCGCUAUAAUCUUACGUCACAGGAUGCCCGCUCCCUCACACUGAUCCUGCCCGAAGAGGUCAUGCUACUCAUCUUCCGCUUCCUCACGCCAAACGACCUGUGUAGUGGCGUGUGUCGCGUUUGUCGCAAGUGGCGCACACUAGCCUUUGACAUCUCAUUGUGGCGUUCAAUCUGUCUUGAACGCGAUCUCCUGGACAACACAUCAUUCAUUGGCUCAUCGUCAUCAUCACACCAUUCAAACAACAACAGGCACAUGUUGGCGAUCAAUUGUAGUAUCGAGGAUGAAGAGAUGGACAUUGGUAACAACAAUAACAACAACAACAUAACUGCGAUGGAUCACAACAAUCAUGGAGACAAGCCAUCAUCAUCGUCAUCAUGGCCAAGCCAAUUCAGCCAACAAUCACCACAAAUACAACAACUCGAUCAAUCACAUUCCAGCUACAGCUCAAGCCGGGCGGCAUGGGGCGAGAACUGGUACGUUGGCGAAUAUCGAAAGGACUCGAACUGGAGACGCGGCAAGUACAGCACGACUGUUUUGCGCGGCCACAAGGAGAUUGUGUGGAGCCUGUUAUUUGAACCCGAGACCAACACACUGAUCAGUGGCUCAGAGGAUAUGACCGUCAAGGUGUGGGACUGCUCGCGGAUGGGCGACACUCACAUGUUCUAUGAUGACCUCGAGGACAGCAAGAAGCGUUGUAUCAGAACAUUGUCUGGCCACAAGAAUGGCACCAUAUGCCUGGGAAGCACGCCAACUCGUCUGGUCAGUGGCAGUGCGGACGGCUCAAUCAAAAUAUGGGAUCGCUUCGACGGCGCAUGCAUUGAGACCAUCCAGACACACUCCAGUGUCUGGUGUCUACAGAUCGUCAAUGGCAAUCUGAUCUGCGGCUGCGUGGAUGGCACGAUGCGCGUGUUUGACCUCAACACCACCAGCUGUCUACGAACACUGCGCGGCCACACGGCGCCAGUGCGCUGUCUACAAGCGAUCAAUCAUAAUGGCCAGGAGCUGGUCGUAUCGGGCUCCUACGACAAGACCAUCAAGAUGUGGGACAUGGACUCGCGGUGUAUCAACACGAUCCGUGCGCACACGCACAAGAUCAACUGUCUACAGUACGACAGCGGCCAGCUGGUCAGUGGCAGCCACGACAGUCUGCUCAAGGUGUGGGACAUGACCGGCCAGCUGAUCCAGACGCUUCAGGGCCACGAGAACAUGAUCCACUGUCUACAACUACGUGGCAAUAAGCUGUUGAGUGGCUCCACAGACAGCACCAUCAAGUUAUGGGACCUCAAGACUGGUACACACGUCAACACAAUCAAAGGCCAAUCCGCCGUCUGUUGUCUCAAGUUCAACGACUCUAAACUAAUCACCGGCUACGAGGAUUCAACAAUCAAGGUAUUUGACUUUGCAUUCUAA
Molecule: messenger RNA, 2199 nt
Organism: Acytostelium subglobosum LB1
Lineage: Eukaryota; Evosea; Eumycetozoa; Acytosteliales; Acytosteliaceae
Exons: 1
Coding region: 1-2199 (732 amino acids)
Molecular function (GO): protein binding
Source: RefSeq, a predicted model, not a curated record